UCAAUUUUCACAGCCCUUGGUUUCGACCAUCACAUAGACGACCCACUUUCUUCUUAAAAAAACUCUCUCUUUCCGUUUUUCAUCGUAAUAUGUCAAAUGGAACUGUAAAUGCAACGACGGGGAUUGAAUCCCGUUUCGCUGAUCUUGGCUUGAACAAGUCCGCUUAUGUUCCUCCGCACAUGCGGAAUACGCAGCAGCGGGCUGCUUCUUCCCCUUCUUCCCCUUCCCCUGCUCAAGGGAACGGCUGGGCUGAUUCCCGCUCCUCGACCCCGUCUGCCCGGGGCAGCUUCGGUGGAUCGAACGGCUAUGGAAGCCGCACGACCUCUUUCAACAAUUCUCGCGGAGGAGGCAACUGGGGUGGCAACCAGAGUCGCGGCGACUGGAACUCCCAGUCCGCCCCCCAGCAACGGGACAACUUUGGAUACGGCUACUGGAAGGACGGCAAGCAUGUCGUCGGCCAGCGCAACAUGCGCAUGGAGAAGGAGCUCUACGGCGAGCCGGACGACCCCUCCAAGCAGCACACCGGUAUCAACUUCGAAAAGUAUGAUGACAUUCCAGUGGAGGCGACCGGAUCCCGAGUUCCGGAGCCGGUCAACGAGUUUGCCUCCCCUCCUCUCGACCCGGUCCUUCUCGAGAACAUCGGUUAUGCUCGCUACACCAACCCUACUCCGGUCCAAAAGUACUCUAUCCCUAUCGUGGCAAACAGCCGAGACUUGAUGGCUUGCGCGCAGACUGGUUCCGGAAAGACCGGUGGAUUUUUGUUCCCCAUUCUCUCGGCCUCAUUCACCGCUGGUCCUCGUCCUCCCCCUGAGCAGCCCCAGCAGAGCGGAUACCGUGCCCGCAAGGCCUACCCCACUGCGCUUAUUCUUGCUCCCACCCGUGAGCUCGUGUCGCAGAUCCACGAGGAGGCCCGCAAGUUCGCUUAUCGGUCCUGGGUUCGGCCCGCCGUCGUCUACGGUGGAGCAGACAUCAACCAGCAGCUUCGCUUGAUCGAGCGUGGUUGCGAUCUGCUCAGUGCGACACCGGGUCGUCUGGUCGACUUGAUCGAACGUGGCCGCAUCAGUCUUGCCAAUAUCAAAUACCUCGUGCUUGAUGAGGCCGAUCGUAUGCUAGACAUGGGUUUCGAGCCUCAAAUCCGGCGCAUCGUGCAAGGCGAAGACAUGCCCGGCGUCCACGACCGUCAGACGCUCAUGUUCAGUGCCACUUUCCCACGCGACAUUCAGAUGCUUGCCAAGGAUUUCCUGAAGGACUACGUUUUCCUUAGUGUCGGGCGUGUCGGUAGUACCUCGGAGAAUAUCACGCAGAAGAUCGAGUACGUCGAGGACCAGGACAAGCGCAGUGUCCUCCUCGAUAUCCUCGCAUUGGACGGCAAGGACAUUGGCCUGACCCUUAUCUUCGUCGAGACGAAGCGGAUGGCCGACAUGCUGAGUGACUUCCUGAUGAACAACAACAUCGCCGCGACCUCGAUCCACGGUGACCGCACCCAGCGCGAGCGUGAGAUGGCUCUGCAGACCUUCCGUAACGGCCGCACUCCCAUCCUGGUUGCCACUGCUGUCGCCGCUCGUGGUUUGGACAUCCCCAACGUGACCCACGUGGUGAACUACGAUCUGCCCAGCGACAUCGACGACUACGUGCACCGAAUUGGUCGUACCGGUCGUGCGGGCAACACCGGUGAAAGCACGGCCUUCUUCAACCGCAACAACAGGAACAUCGUGCGGGACCUGGUCGAGCUCCUGCGUGAGGCCAACCAAGAUAUUCCGGCCUGGCUAGAGGCGAUCGCACACGAGGCCUCGUUCGGUGGUGGCUCUUACCGUGGCCGAGGCCGUGGUGGAUCACGCGGUUCUAGCCGCGGCGGUCGCGACUACCGGACUGGUGGAGGUGGAGGUGGAAACUACAGCAGUGGCGGCGGCGGAGGUUACGGUGGACGCGCUUCAUCGUACGGAGGUGCCUCUGCCUAUGGCGGAGGAGGAGGUGGUGGAGGCUUUGGCGGCAACUCUGGCGGCAGCGGCGGAGGUUGGUGGUAGACGUCGACCGCAACACUCGACUGUCGCCAAACCCCACCACGACCUACAUGCCUUUUUUCCUCCAUGUCUUAUGCCUUCGCCCUCUACAGAACUUCCACUCAGAAAAUUCAAAAAACACAUACAUAACGAUCCUGCGUUUGGACCCACAACACGAUCAUGCCUGGUGCGCUACUUGUCACGUCUCGUCUCGACUAUUGUUUCCUUGGAAGCUGUCCUCUCCUUCUCAUCGUCUGCCCGCUACUUUAUAUGCACUCUAAUCCUGCGAUUGGACUACUGGGCGAUAUUUGGAGCACUUGCCAGCCUGGCCAAGAGUCUGGCGUCAGUCAUCGCGAUACAACUUACCUUUGCUUACUGCUUUUGCUAUACCCCAGAUGUAUUGCACUGUAGACUGAUUCCCAACCACUCAUAGACACGAACCGAUACGAGACAUUUCCAUAUUGCAUUAUACUAGUAGAGCAUCUCACGCAUAGCACCAUCUUGUACUUUUAGGUCCACACGCAUUUCUUCUCUUCUGUAGCAGGGUGUACUAUACAUGUUUUAUAAUCCAUCCGAUUCGUUUUCAA
Mycena citricolor is the source of this 2587-nucleotide messenger RNA. The record is from the annotation of a GenBank genome assembly. NCBI's taxonomy places the organism in Eukaryota, Fungi, Basidiomycota, Agaricomycetes, Agaricales, Mycenaceae.